CGCAGCGCGGGCGGCGGAAGGAAGCGCGGGAGCGGCGCGGGGCCAUGGCGCUGCCCGGCGAGCUGUGGGCCGAGCUGCCGGCCGAGAAGCGCAUCUUCUGCUCCGUGCUGCUCUUCUCCUGGGCCGUGUACCUGUGGGAGGCCUUCCUGGCGCACCGGCAGAGACGGGUGUAUAGAACAACAACACAUGUACCACGGGAAUUAGGACAGAUCAUGGAUUCAGAAACAUUUGAAAAAUCUCGUCUGUAUCAGCUGGACAAAAGUACCUUCAGCUUUUGGUCAGGCCUGUAUUCAGAGGUUGAGGGCACUAUGAUUCUCCUCUGUGGAGGAAUUCCUUUUCUUUGGAAUCUGUCUGGUCAUAUCUCUGGUCGUGCUGGGUUUGGACCAGAAUAUGAGAUUGUUCAAUCAUUGGUAUUUCUGCUGCUUGCAACACUCUUCAGUGCAGUGACUGGUCUCCCAUGGAGUUUGUAUAACACAUUUGUCAUAGAAGAGAAACAUGGCUUCAAUCAACAGACGCUGGGAUUUUUUUUUAAGGACGCUAUCAAGAAGUUUAUCGUGACUCAGUGUAUUCUAUUGCCAGUGACAUCCCUUCUGCUCUACAUUAUUAAAAUAGGGGGAGACUACUUCUUCAUCUAUGCCUGGCUCUUCACAUUAGUUGUUUCCUUGGUGCUUGUUACAAUCUAUGCAGACUACAUUGCACCUUUGUUUGAUAAAUUCAUUCCGCUUCCUGAGGGAGAGCUCAAGCAACAAAUUGAAACAAUGGCAAAGAGCAUAGACUUCCCACUGACUAAGGUGUAUGUUGUUGAAGGUUCUAAGCGUUCUUCUCAUAGCAAUGCUUAUUUCUAUGGCUUCUUCAAGAAUAAGCGGAUAGUACUCUUUGACACCCUCCUGGAAGAUUAUUCUGCAUUGAACAAAGAGCCAGCAGAAGGAGAAGAUGGUGAAAACGAAGAGACAAAGUCUAAAACUAAAAGUAAGAAACAAGGAUGUAAAAAUGAAGAAGUUCUGGCUGUACUUGGUCAUGAAUUGGGUCACUGGAAACUGGGUCACACAGUCAAAAAUAUUAUCAUCAGCCAGAUGAAUUCCUUCCUCUGCUUCUUCUUGUUUGCUGUGUUAAUUGGUCGAAAAGAACUCUUUGCUGCAUUUGGUUUCUAUGACACCCAGCCUACCCUGAUAGGCUUGAUGAUUAUUUUCCAGUUCAUUUUUUCACCUUACAAUGAGGUUCUGUCAUUUUGUUUGACUGUAUUAAGCCGACGAUUUGAAUUUCAAGCAGAUGCAUUUGCCAAGGAACUUGGAAAAGCUAAAGACCUAUAUUCUGCUUUGAUCAAGCUAAACAAAGAUAAUCUAGGAUUCCCUGUUUCUGACUGGAUCUUUUCAAUGUGGCAUUACUCCCAUCCGCCCCUUUUAGAAAGACUUCAGGCCUUGAAAGAUGCAAAGCAAGAGUGACAGGAAUCAUUGCUGGUUCAGAGACAAUGCUUCCAUCUCAGAAGCAAAGUUCAGAGCUGCUUUUUAAUUUCUUUUUAAAAGUGGAUAAUGCCAAUUGAGUGCAAUGUUAACAGCACGACAGAUCUGAGAAUCCUGAAACAGGUAUUAAAUUAUAAAUAACUUUUUUUUAACAAAAACAAAACUGUGGAACUUAAUUUGGAAAAAGUACUGGGUGAAGACCUUCCCCCCCCCCCCCCCCCACUGGCUUUUAUCUCCAUAUCAUAGUAUAGACUUGUAAAAGGAAGAAAACAAAAGUAUAGACUUCAAAGCACCUAUCUCUUCAGUUUGUGUAUGCCUUGAACAUUGCUUUUGAUCCUUUUCCCCUGCUCAGCGUUCUGUGAACCUUCCCAGUCUCAACCCUCUUCACAAUGAAGAGAGUCUGAGUGACUUGGUUUCUUGUAUUAUAAUACUUGUACUCACCAGUCACUAUUUUGUGUUUUAAAAAGCUGAAUGGAAGUACAGGCCUUUCUCCUGGACUCAUGUCUGUCGUAAUUGAAAAUGCUACUUAAUAAAACCUCCUUUCUCUGAAGUGUGGGAAGAACGAUGAAUUACAGCUGAGGAAAUAUACCAAGGCUUCCUGGAAAAUGAGCACUAGUUGGUAUUCAGCAGUGUUACAGUGGGAUUAGGCUCCUCCUCUUCUCCACUGCUUGGGGUAUGGAAGGAUAUAUGGAGAAUCAGAACAAGACCUACAUGUUCAAGAAAGUUGCUAAUUCUCUAUUCUUCUCCCUUUUGCCUGAGCAAAAUUGUUAUCAUCUUUUCCACACCUCAGUUCCUCAAUUUCUGUUGUCCUUUUCCUAAAUUCUUUGUGUAUAUGGAAGCAUCCUGUUGCUCAGACAGUGCAUCAGAGCCAAACUUUCAUUCCAAGGGGGUUUGUCCUCCAGUCCAUGGAGGGUAUUCCAUUAAUAAGAAUUCAGCUGAAAUAGCAGUGCUGGAAUACUUGGAAAAUAUUCCUUGUCGUUGUUAUCAUGUAAAUAGCCCAAGACACAGUUUGUUCAUAGAGGUUAGUGAAGGACAAAGUGAAUGGUUGUGGAAAUGGCUUCUGCAUUGUUUAGCUCAUAUUUUUCUGAUGAAAGGUGGCAUUAAAUUUACUUUCCUUGAAAUAAAGGUAAAAGUUAAAA
Falco peregrinus (peregrine falcon) is the source of this 2599-nucleotide messenger RNA. RefSeq names its product zinc metallopeptidase STE24 (gene ZMPSTE24). The transcript has 10 exons. The coding region runs from base 45 to 1442 and encodes 465 amino acids. Gene Ontology annotation, cellular component: endoplasmic reticulum membrane. The record is from RefSeq and is a predicted model, not a curated record. Gene Ontology annotation, molecular function: metalloendopeptidase activity. Gene Ontology annotation, biological process: CAAX-box protein processing. Lineage: Eukaryota; Metazoa; Chordata; Aves; Falconiformes; Falconidae.